Maniola jurtina (meadow brown) is the source of this 2827-nucleotide messenger RNA. RefSeq lists its product as uncharacterized. The transcript has 4 exons. NCBI's taxonomy places the organism in Eukaryota, Metazoa, Arthropoda, Insecta, Lepidoptera, Nymphalidae. Bases 161 to 922 code for a protein of 253 amino acids. The record is from RefSeq and is a predicted model, not a curated record.
UAAGUAGGUAGGUAUACUACUUGGUUCAUAAACUAUGCAAACGGUACGGAUUCGGAUUUGAUAAGAGAAAAUGAAAAUUGAAAAUUAGCGUGGAAACUGAGCAUUUCGCGCUGAUUACACUCGGAGUUGUUUCCUACAAUUCGUUUUAGCACCGUACUCAAUGUCUGCUUUAGCGAUAUAUUCUUUAGCGAUAGCAGUGGCUAUAUUCCACGUAAGUAACAUAAAUGGAAUGAAGGAUUCUGACAUAAAAAACGUUUUGGGACAGCUGUACAAAAAAGGCUCUCUACGUUCGCCUUUGGAUCAAUCACUAGAAAGGGAUGAAUAUGGCAAUGAUGUUCAAGAACUGCUUGAAAACAUCGCUCGAAGUCCGCAAGUCCAAAUAGGGUUCCCUGACAAAGACAACGAACUUCUAAUAAAUGAAAAAGAGCGAAAGGAUAAACAUGGCCGGCAUCGAUAUUGGCCGUGGACGCAGAUUCUGUAUGUUAAACCUGCGUGGUUGAAGUCAGUUUAUACUCCACGGAAGCAAAAUUAUCUUAUGAAUGACAUGGAACAAGAAGAUGGUGAUAAAGAUCUUGGUGACUACUCCAAGGUCUACUUGGUACUGGAUCCAGAUGCUGAUAUAACUGAGGCAGAUGUUAGAGAUUUAAGCAACAUGGUGUCAUCAGUUCUUGAAAAACCUAGCACCCAAAGAAAGUCUUCGCUAAAAGAUCUUAUCCAAAAGAAACGUCGAUAUAAAGUUUUUAUAAUAAAAGAUAAUAGUCGAAGACGAAUGCGAGAUUCAAAAGAAAAGUACGAGGAAAAAGAUUCAAUAGAACGAGAUUACAUACCGAAGAGAUCCCGAGCAGAAUACGGUGGAGGCGGUGGAGGUCGGACUGCAAUACCUUACAUCGGACAUCGAGGCGAUAUAUUUGAGAGAGCAUAAGUUGCACUUUUUAUUGUUGAAAGAUUUUCUUCUCCUUUCAAGCAAAUGAUUAUAAUGAAAACUAUAAUUUUCGUUAAACUAAAGUUCUUCGUCAUUAAUUGUGUUAGCAAAAGUGUGUCCGUCUAUUAUUUUUCAAGGCGAUCUUGACAAUAAUAUAGGCAUAUGAAGAUAAAUUCAGAUUGAUCAGAUGAAGGCGUGGACAACGGUUAGAUAAUUUAAUAUGAGUAUAAUUACCUAAUUAUAAACUAAUCUUUGAUCUUUACCAAAUUAAUAUUGUAGGCAGGUUUUUCACACCCGAUGCCAGUGCCAGUUUAUAAUACUUAAGAUUAGAUAAUAGCCGCUUAUUCGUCCGUGUGGAUAUAGUUUUAAAAAAUCCCGUGGAAAGUCUUCGAUUUUCCGGCUUAAAAAGUAGUCAAUGUGGUGAGUCAUUCAUUCAGUCACUGUCGCGAGGAUAUCCAAACCAUCCAUAAUUUCACAUAUUUUGUAAUAUUAGUAAGAUUAACGAUAAAAUAAAACUUCAUUAUGGAUUUAAAUGCUUUACUAAUGCAUAUUUUCUAUAAUUUAUUAAGAGUAUAUCACAGUCAUCACUUUAAUAAGUGCAUCAAUAUAAAUAGUUUACUCCUGUAUUAAUACAAUUAAGUAGGUACCUAUGUAUGUAUAAAUUGAAUUUCUAUGAAGUUAUUAAUAAAUAGUUUGACUAGAAUUUACUUAUACAAUGAAUGUUUUAAAUAAAAAUAUUGAUGCUUAUAGUUAUACAUAUCUGCACUAUUUUAUAAAAAGGACGAAUUUCACCAUAAUUAGGUACUUACUUUGACAACUGAACAAUAUCAAUUUUAUUUACCCAGUGACUUUUUAUGAAGAAAGAUUAACUUAUCCAUUAUGUAAGCAGUGAAAUUACAUCAAGGAUAGUAAUAAUAAUUAUCUCCAAAGAAGGCUGUUGUUAUUAUUUUGAAUAUUUUUGCCAAUAUCAUCAGUAUCUAUUUCAAUUACUGCGCCACUCAGGCGUUGUCCAAAUACAACGCGAUUAUAAUCGUGCGAGUAAGCGACCAUCGCGUCGCGUGUUCGCUGCGAGGUGUCGUAAUAAUUUUCGAAUUUGCUAUGAUCGCGCUUUCGCGUUCCAUAUACGAUUCCAUACAGCACGAGUAAAAAAAACUAUUUCAUUGUAGUAUAAAUGUAUUUCUUAAUCAUCUCUUAUAUUAAAAGAAAAUCAUAGCUUUGAUGAAGAUACCUAAAAGUACAAGGUAAUUAUUUGUAACAUAUUUUUGUAUUCGCCCUUUCUAUUAAACAAUUUUAGUAACCAUACUAAGUAAAAUGGUGCAUUAUCAAUGUUUGGUGUUCUACAAUCAGUGUGAAUCCUAUCUUAUAUUUGUGCUGAUAAAUGACAUCCCAUUCUCACUAUUGUUAGCACACACUAAUAUAUUUAUUUUUAUGAAUUUGCUUCGCACUCAGCAAAACCUAUAUCCGACGAGUGACGUUUUAAUUUGAGUGCAAUGAAUAAAGCAAAAAAACUUUACCUACGGAUUGUAGAUAACCAUUGUAAAAAUUAAACUCAGUAUUGAAAUUUGGAAUAUUAUUUGAAAACUUAGAAUUUAGUUUUUUAACAUAGUAAUAUAACUUUCAGUAACACAAUACAAUAUGUCAUGCUCUCAAUAAUAUGGACAUAUUACUUACAGUAUAUCGCAAUUACAGUGAAUCACGUAAAAUUAUUUAAGCAAAAAAUGGUAAGUUAGGUACUGUGUUUCAUACAGCUUCUUGAAUGGCAUAAUAUAUUAUCUAAUUAAAUAUAGUUCUAUAGAUAAUAAAUGUCGCUAUUUAAAUUAUCUUAAUUACCUACGUAACUAAGUAACUAUAAAUAUUAAUAGUAAUUGAUCCUUUGAUAAAUAUAUUUUGGGACUUAAACAAUAA